This is a messenger RNA of Coccinella septempunctata (seven-spotted ladybird), 4828 nucleotides long. RefSeq names its product probable cyclin-dependent serine/threonine-protein kinase DDB_G0292550. Lineage: Eukaryota; Metazoa; Arthropoda; Insecta; Coleoptera; Coccinellidae. Bases 1 to 4728 code for a protein of 1575 amino acids. The record is from RefSeq and is a predicted model, not a curated record. The transcript has 3 exons.
AUGGCAUGCUCAAAUCAAACUAAAUUAGGAAGAAUCAUGAAGAUAAUUCUCACAUUGCUAAUCAUCUCGAUGCAAUUUCAAAUAGCAAUAAGUAAACCAACAAGCAGUCUUUCGGAAAUAAAUUUCGAGGAUCCUCAAAAAACACAUAAAAAUACAGAAGUUUUGAAAGAGGACAGCUUCAAUUUACUGAAGAAUGAGCCAAAAAACCAAAAUAUUAAUGAAAAUGAUAUAUUAAUAACGAAUAAUUCAAAAAGCAAAAGUACUUACUCUAAUGAGAGACACAAAAGAUCGAGCAAUAAUCCAUUCUCUAUGUCGCCCAUCAAAAUAAAUAAGGAAGAUAAGCCAAAGAAGGAUGGAAACCUAUUGAACAAUAUCAAAAACGACAUUUCAUCAAUUUUCACCUCUACCAAAGAGAAGAAAACCAACAAGACAGGGGAAAUGAAAAUUUCGCAUAAAAACGAUACAUCAACCAACAAUGUUGUUGCAGCUCAACUGAACAGCACAAUAAAAGAAAACACCCAAUCUACAACCAAAUCAGCCAAUUCCACAUCUGAAAACAACCUUAAUAUAUCGAUGAACAUUAAACACGAAGAAUAUUUCAAUAAAUCCUCCGCCUCUUCUAAUAACAAUACAUCACCUAACAAUUUAAACCUGAAUUUGAAUGAUACAAAAACAAAUUUGAAUUCCCAAUUAAACGUUUCGUCUCAGAACUGGACGCAACCUACUUUGAAAAGUGGAAACACGAAACUUGUAUCAGAAAUAAGUAAUAAUAAAACAACAAAUCCUCAGCCAAAUGAAUAUGCGCCCAACAAAAACCAGAAUGAAACUUUCGAAAAGGAUAAGUCAUUGGUAAAUAAAACACACUUGGAACUGCCAAUGACCAAUAAGAGUCAACAACAUGUUGACAUAAUUCAGUCAAAGAACAAAACCAACAAUAACAAUCAAACAAACUUUUCUACUGAACAUAAUGGCAAAUCAAUUCCACAUUUAAAACUGAAUGAAUCGAAUGUUGAAGGAUUUAUAAAUAAUGGAAAUCAUUCGGAGAAAUCAAUCACAAAUUCUCAUAAUCGAAACCAAACUUUCAAAUUGAAUAAUACAUCUUCUGAAGUCAACAGGUCCCUUACCUUGAAAAAUUUUGGCGAAUUUCAAAGGAACAAUAACAAUUCUUUCAAAGGAAAUGGUAGUUCGAACGGCAUUUCUGAUAUUGCUCAUAAUCUUCUGAAAAAUGCUCUUGAAGAAAACAAAACUAUAUCACAACAAAAUAAACUCGACGAUGGUGAGAAAGAAUCAAUAAAAACGAAAAAUUAUACUGGUGCACCUAUGCAAAACACAUCGUUCAAUGCACCUAGCGCAGGACAUCUUGAAACAUUAGAUCUAAAUUCCUCCUCUCAUUCACCAACCAAUAUUGGUCUUCGCAAUAAUUUCAAUACCUCUGAAGAGACACCAUUAUCCACGAAGUCUGACAUCGGUUCAGUUGGAAAGAAUCAGUCAAAUACAAGCCUCUUCCAAAAAUCUUCCACUUCGGGCAAUCAAACUCGUGACACUCAAAUUCCACCUGUGAAAUAUCCACAAAAUUCGACUGCUAAUUCCCAUGAUACUCCAACUUCCGAAGGAAAACUAAGUUCUACUCCUUCUGCAAGUGCCAUCUCCUCAAAACCCAACCACUCAAACGGACUGCUUCCUACAGGAACUGUAUCUUCGUUAACAAAGAAUUCUACUUCCACUUCAAAUGGGGAUGCAAAAUUGGCAUUGAACCCUCAGCUUAAUAUUUCUAGUCCACUUGUCCUGGCAAACCCACAAAUAGAUCACAUUAAUCAUCCGAUAACUCCUUCUGAAGUAGCUGGUAAAGUUCCAUCCACAACUGGAGAAUUCACCGGAAGCAACAGAACCCUAUCCCUCACAAAUUCUUCGCCCACAAAAGCUUCUGUUGGAAUCAACAACGAUAUUUCAUCGGUCCUAUCACUGAACAAUAAACCUAAAGGUAUCCCAUCUUCUCCAGUUCACACAAACCACCAAAUUAAUACUACCAACCCUCUUAUUAAGCCUCAUGAUAAGGCUGAUGGUGAAGUAUUACCCCCAAGAGCUGAAGUUUCCUUAAAAAGUGUUCAGGAUGAAUCUACACCAGUCAACCGAGCCAAUUCCACAUCGAAGAAAAAAUUGAUCCCACAACCAAGUUCCUCCCCAGCGACUUCAAAAAACAUGUCUAAAGUUGAACUGGUCGAGGGCUCUACUCUUACAGCCGCACCAUCUCAUGAUUUGAAUGACAAAACUAUCAAUUUUCCUUCGAACAACUCCCACACGAACCCCCAAAUCAAUACUACCAACCCUCUUAUUACACCUCAUGAUAAGGCUGAUGGUGAAGUAUUACCUCCAACAGCUGCAGGUUCCUCAAAUAGUGUUCAGAGUGAAUCUACACCAGUCAACCGAGCCAACUCCACAUCGAAGAAAAAAUUGAUCCCACAACCAAGUUCCUCCCCAGUGACUUCAAAAAACAUGUCUAAGGUGGAACUGGUCGAGGGCUCUACUCUUACAGCCGCACCAUCUCAUGAUUUGAAUGACAAAACUAUCAAUUUUCCUUCGAAGAACUUCCCUGUAAGCUCUGCCUCUAAUGACACUUCUACCAUAACAACCCCAUCGGGGUCAAUGACGGAAAAAUACCCCAAUGGAGUAGUCAACUCCACGGUCAAAUCAAAUAGUUUGGAAAGCCUGAGAAAUUCAAGCAACCCCCAAGGUACAACCGUGAAUAAAAAAGAAGGAACUGUAGAUGUAUCAACUCAAGGGAACAAGAAUAACUUACCUAACCACAAGAGCAACGAGUCUUUUACUACUACCUCUAACAACACUGCCUCCAGAAACAACCAAUCUACUUCAGGUAUGGGAAAUCUUAACAACACCCAACGUCCAAUAGCCAACAAAGUUAUCGCUCAAAAUACAACACACAAAUCCGAAAAAGGAAACAAAAAUGAUGUUAAUGGUAUUCCUGCCAAUAUAACUGGUACGGAGAGUUUAUCUGAAGGAUACACUGGUACACAAAACGCUCCAACACCGUCCAAUAUUCUGUUCCUAAACCAGACGAACAGCCUUCCGAAGGCAGAGAACCAACUUGGGAACGGUUUCGACCCAUUCAAAGGAUUGCUGGGUAAAAAUGAUGGAUCAGAGGCUGGCAAAGGCUCGUCCAAUAAGGAGGGAGAUCUUUCCAACAUCCCUUACACCAACGAUGUCUCUGAGGAAGAUGAUGAAAUUCCAUAUACGAAUAAAGUGAAUUCUGAAGACAAAAUUAAAGGCUCUGAUGAUGAUAUUGUUGUUAUGACAGAGUCAACCGUUAGCAGUUCUGGGACAGACUCCACCAACAAGGUUGAAACUACAGAAAAACCUCGCGAAGUAUUUCCAGUUGAUGGAACAAGUAGAAAAUCUUCCAAAACAACAGCAUCGCCGCUACCAAAAGAUGGAAAAUCGACGCCAACAUCUGCCAUCAUUGAUGAGACCCCUUUUCUCAUCAAUCCCAAAAAAACAACAACAAACCCGAAGGUAUUCGACGAAAAACCGUUCUUGAUAAACCCCGAAAAGAAUAAGGCAAAACCAGAAGUGAUAGAUGAGCAUCCUUUUUUGAUAAAUCCCAAAGAUCGCAAGCCUAUUAAACCUACUACGACCGCUACAACACCCCUAAAUAACCAAAUAAGUGAAACAACACCUGAUCUACAGAGCAAAACUGUGCGAACCACCUCCACAGAAAACAUCGAGAGCACCACGCCAACUCCAAUUGCACCCACUGCAAAUUCCACAGACGCAGACGACAAAAAAGAUUGUGAAAAUGGAAACACUUUGGGUGGUAUUUUAGGUUCUGCCCUACAUUAUGGAGCCCUCGGAGGAGCGGCUGGUGCUGUUGGCGCUAUGUUACCACAAAUCCUGAACAUGAUCAAGGACCUAUUCAAAAAAGACGGGGGAGAUGAUGGAAAUAAAAAAGACGAUGACAACAAAACGGGUGGUGAAGGAAAUCAAAGUGAAAAACAAGACACUGCAGAAGCCCAACCAGAAAAAACAGAGGAUAUGUUAGAAAAAGAACUAUCUGACGCCGAAGAUAAAGUUAUGGAUGAAAUAGACGAUAAAAUAGACAACAUAGAGGGAUCCGUCGUGGAUACAAUUAAAGGAAAGUUGACUGAAGUAGAAGACGGCGUUUUCGAAGACUUGAAACAACAAAUAUUGAACGGCGAAGGUACCAUGCUACAAAACGUACAAGCGGUUGUUGGGGGUGAAAACAAUGUCUUCAAAAAUGUCAAGGGCAGAUUGAUAGACGUCAAAGAUAGCCUUGUUGCCGAUGUCAAGACCUCAUUUAAAUCAGCAAUAGAAAAUGACGAAGAUCUGAGUAAGUUAACGAAACUAAUACAUAAGGAUUCGGUAAAGAUGACCAAAGUCGGAGAAAAUUGCGUGACCGAUAACUACAGGACAAACGUACAAAUGUUAUUUAUAAACGAAAAAGCUAGAACACGGCGAACGUCUUGGCCGCCUACAAGAAAUGAUUACUUAGGAAAAGUUGGCUCAGUGGAAAGCGUAGAUAAAAAACUAGGAAAGGCAGAACAAGAAACUGAUUCACCUGUGACUAAGGAUAGUAGCGGUGCAUCAAUAGAAGUAAAUAAAUUGGUAGUUGGCAACACUAGCAGAGAUGUGCCCGAAGUUGUGACGAAAACGGCAAAUGUUUUUGGUGCGUUCAAAAAAUUCAUGAAGAACUAAUUGAAUUUAACACAAACUUCUGAAAUAAGAUUGUUAUUUUAUGUGGAGAAUAAUUGUAUUUUAGGUCAAAAUAAAAUCUAAAAAAAAACAAUAGAAAAAA